AUGGCCAGCUGUAUACCAAGAAAUAAUGGAGGGACCAGGGUCAGAACCCAACAUGGCCUUCAUCAGACUAAGGAAUUUGCUCCUUUUUUAGCAGAGGAGUGCCGUGCAGCUGAGAGAGUUAACCCAAGUGGAAACCUUGCUUUUAACCCGGCCAAUGUACAUAAUGAUGCCUUUGUGUAUUUCUAUUUUGGUGUUUUACUGUUGUCCAAUCCAGGAUUUGUUGUUAGCAAUAGAACAGCAAGGACUGAAUUCUUGCCAGAUCUGUUUAAUGUUCUUCUGAUACACCAGGGCCUGGGGAUCACGGAGGUAAAUUCAGUUUCCUGA
This is a messenger RNA of Podarcis lilfordi (Lilford's wall lizard), 324 nucleotides long. The record is from the annotation of a GenBank genome assembly. Lineage: Eukaryota; Metazoa; Chordata; Lepidosauria; Squamata; Lacertidae.